Molecule: messenger RNA, 7335 nt
Organism: Saccostrea echinata
Lineage: Eukaryota; Metazoa; Mollusca; Bivalvia; Ostreida; Ostreidae
Product: microtubule-associated protein 4-like
Exons: 14
Coding region: 223-5781 (1852 amino acids)
Biological process (GO): neuron projection development; microtubule cytoskeleton organization
Cellular component (GO): neuron projection
Molecular function (GO): microtubule binding
Source: RefSeq, a predicted model, not a curated record
AUUACUACAAAGAGUUGCCUGCAUCCAGACAGUUUAAUUUGAAGCAAGAAACCACUACCCCUUUAUCAUCAACAGAAACACAUCCCAUAAUUCUCGGAGACUAGUCACUGAAUAUUGGAGAAAAACGAUUCACGCUCUCAAUAGCUUCCUGUGCUAACACACAUAGGCUUGGCUGGUCUGCUAUAGAGAGACUGUGACAGGCCCACUCUCUCGUUCCGAGGAAUGGAAGAUACUGCAGAGUCCCAGCUACAAGGUCUCAAUUUGCAAGGUGUGAAACAAACUAAUGGAGUGGAAUAUAUGAAUGGUGAUGGUGUGAACUCAUCACAGAAAAUGGAUGACUUUGAAGCUCAGUUUCAGCCUGUUCCAACAGGCAAAGCUGUUUCAGGAUUAGAUCCCAAUGCUAGUCCCUUUGAACCCUCGGGUCAACAUAGUGAUUUAUUGGGCUUGGAAACAAGUGACCAGACUGUGCCCCCUGAUGACCUCUCGGCAAACAUGGUCACUGCCCCAGACCAACAGCCGCCAUCAAAUGAUGAAGUGUUAAUAGAUUUUAGUGGAAAAGAUCAAGCUUCAUCCCCAGCUCCUCCUUCCAAAGGUGAAGGGCAUAUAGACCCAUUUUCAAUGGAUGUUGGACAUACAGAUUUACCCUCCUCUGAAGGAAGGCAAUCUUUACCGCAAGGUAUGGGUGUUAAUGUUGAAGGCUCAUUGGAUAAUUUUGACCAAGAUCAAGGUGCUUCUGAAAUGGAAUGUCAAUGUGAUAAUGAACCAGAAAAAAGUCUUUCGCAAAAUGUGGAUGAGUUUGCCCAUUCACAAAAUAUGAACCUUAGUCUUUCUAAUAUUCCUCGUGAUAUGAUAGAAUCAAAUCUUGCUCAAGAGGAGGAAACCGUGCCUAUGUCCCAUGAGGAUCAAAGUGCAUAUCAGCAUGUCUCAUCCCAUGAGAGAAGUUCUUUUAAUGAACAAAUAGUACCAGGAGUGUGUUCAUGUGUUGAGGAACCUGAACCAGAAGUUUCAGAGGAGGAGGAGGUCAAAGAGGAGCAGCGUGGUGCUCCUCAGCCUCAACACCAAACUGAAGAGGAAGAGUUUGGCGGAGAGGAAUACUAUGAUGAUGGUUCUGAUGGUUCAUAUGGUGAGGAAGAAGGUGGAGAACAGAUGGAGUACCAAGAUGGACAAGAUGAGGAGGAAGGUGUGGUUUAUACAGAUGAGGAAGAUUAUACUGAUGAUGACUAUGAUGGUCCUGACAGCUACAGAGCAAGCGAAGAAAGAGAGGUAGUCUCGGACUAUGAUGGAGAGGCAAGAUCUAGUGAGGAGCGUCAAAUGUCAGAAGACAUGGGGAAUGUUGCUGCACAAACAACACCUACAACCCAGACAGAAGUCACUCAUGUGGCAGAUACACAGGAAGUAUCUCAUACGACAGAAUCAGAUUUCACCACUGAGGAGAAAAAUGAUGAAAAGCUGAGAGAGGAAAAUGAGGUCAGCAAUGGCCAUGGAGAUCAGAGAGUUAGUGAGGAGAGAGAGGGAGUUCCACUGGGUGAGGAUGAGAGAUUGAAUGAGGAGAGAGAGGUCCAAUUGCAUGAAAGAGAUGAGAGUAAAAGAGAGGAGUUGAAUGACACUUUUGAAAGUGAAAUUAAACCUCAAGAGGAUGAAUCUGUUAAGGAGAGUGGUAUGAGUGAAAGUGAUGUGAAGGAGCAAGACAUUCAAAAAGAUGAAAAGGAGGAUCAAUAUGCUUAUGAGGAAGAAGAGAGCUUUGAGGCUGAGAGAGAAGUUAGUGAAGAAAGAGACAUUCAAAAUGUAAUUCCCCCACCUAGUGCUGAUAAGCCACAUGAUGUUGUUAAAGACACUUUUUAUGAUAAGGAAGAAACCAAAACUGCUGAAAGACUUUCAGAAUUUGAGGAAGAUGAGAAUGAAAAAUACAUUGAAAAUGGUGAAAUAGCACAAGAGGAAGUGAAUGAGGAAGUGGAUGUGGAUGACAUUACAGUGGAAGAUAAAUCUCCAGAACUGGAAGAAAGCAAAAGUCAGGUUCCAGAUGUGAUUCUAACCACUAUGCAGGAACCUCAUAGAGAAAUCCCUGUUGAAAAUCCAAAAUUGUUUGAUAUGGGUGAGAGUGAGGAGGGUGAGAUAGAAAUUCAAAGUAAUGUGAGUGAGUUUGGGUCUCAGUAUGCAGAGAUGGGGGAUGAUAGGAUGGAUGAGGAAGAAAGCAAUUUCAGUAAUGGAGACAAUGGGGAACCCAAAGAUGAGUAUUAUCCCGAUGAAAGAGAGCAAGAAAUGGAGAGAGAGGAAUUUGAUCAACAAGAUGUUGAGGACUUUGUAGAACAACAGGAGAGCAAUAUUAGUGAGUGUGUGCCAGAGGAUGCAGUUGUACACAAGGAUAAUAUGGAAAGCAUAGGUUUUGAUACAAAUGAGAGACAAAUGGAAAUACCACAAGAAAGUGAUCAAAUUGACAUUUCUGAACAAGAAAUUGCAUCUAGAAUAGAGGGUACUAUAAUUGUGGAUAAACCACCUGACUUUGAAGAACUUGAUCAUGAGCCACCUGAGGAACACCCACAUAAAGCUGAUACUUUCAUUGAGAGUGAGGGAUCAGACAUGGAAGAAAGGUCCAUUACCCCUGAUCCCGACCAGAUGAUUAAAAUGGCUUCACCAAGGAGUGAAGUGCCCCAAGAAGUAUGUGACCCAUUGUUCCAUAACAAAGAACCCAUAGUUGAGACAGAAGAUGAACAGUUGGAGCUUAAAGUGGAUGAACCAGAAAUUUCCGCACCACCACCUGAUGCAAUGACAGGAUCAAUUGUCCUGGAUGAGGGGCAAACAGUUGAAGAACAUGUUCCUACAGAAUCAAGUAAGGCUAUGAUGGAGGGUUCUCUAAUAUUAGAUGAAGGGAAAACAAUUGAAGACGCACAACCUGUAGAAGAAGCAACGUUUGAGGAGAGUCCUGAAGAAGAAAUUGCACCUAAAAUGAGUGGAACUGCAAUGGAAGGUUCCCUUAUAUUAGAUGAAGGGCAAACAAUUGAAGAUGCCAAGCCUGUUGAAGAGGCUAAGUUUGAAGAGAGUCCCGAAGAAGAAAUUGCACCUAAAAUGAGUGGAACUGCAAUGGAAGGUUCCCUUAUAUUAGAUGAAGGGCAAACAAUUGAAGAUGCCAAGCCUGUUGAAGAGGCUAAGUUUGAGGAGAGUCCUGAAGAUGAAAUUGCACCCCCUAUGAGGGAAAGUGCAAUGGAAGGUUCUCUGAUAAUGGAUGAAGGACAGACAAUUGAUGAUCUUCCAGCUGAACACACUUCAGUCAUGGAAGGAUCUUUCGUAAUGGAUAAAAGCCAAACUAUUGAGGAUCUUCCUACAGAACAGACAGGGUCUGUAAUGGAAGGUUCUUUGAUAAUGGAUGAAGGUCAGACUAUUGAUGAUUUGCCACAGCAGCAGGAUGUCAUGUCAAGGUCUCUGAUGGAAGAUUCUAUUGUUAUGGGUGAAGGAGAAACUUUCGAAAACCAAGAAAUCCAAGCUGAACACUCCGGAUCAACAAUGGAAGAUACAAAUACAUCAGAAGACAGUCAAGCCUCACAAAAAAUGAAUGUCAUGACUGGAUCCAUGAUGGAGGGAUCCAUAGUUCUUGAUGAGGAGGAAAAAUUAGAGGACAGGUUUCCUGAAGAUGCCAUGUCAAAAUCAAUGCUGGAAGAGCAUGAGGCUAAAUUCAGGGAGGAAGAACCUGAAACACGUGAGGAAGAGCAAACCUCUGAAAUUUCACCAGCAAAUGUUGCUGAGGAGUCCCUUUAUGAAAGUUAUACUGAAUCUCAAAAGGAGGAGUCAUUAAGAAGCACAAGUAUAGGGUACAUGGAUGAUGAAACAAGGCUACAGAGACAGACUGCACAAAACAUGGUGGAAAAUGUUUUAAAUGAUGCCAUUGAUACAGUUGAAAGCAUGCAGAAAACAGAUGAUAUUUCAGUUGAAGAAUCUUAUACAGAGAAAACGGAAAGUGGUUUCGAAGAAAGUGUUCCAGAAAAAUCAGAGCAGCUCUUAGAGAGUACAGAAGAUGCAUCAAGUGUAGAACCUUCCAUGGAAAAAACAGAAAGUGCAGUAGAAGAGUGUAUUCCAGACAAAGGGGACAUUUCUACUGAAGAGCCAUCCACAGAGAGAACAGAGGAAAGUGCUGCUGAGGAACCUUCAGUUGAAAAAUCUGAAGAAAGUCCUGUUGCUGAGCCUCCACCAGAAAAGGCCGAAGUGGCUGAGGAAAAGCCAAAGGAGGUGGCUGUAGAGAAAGAAACAGCCCCUGAGAAAGAGGGAAAAACAGAACUGAUCGUCAAAACAGACGAGGUUAAAAAGAAAGAAAAGGUUUUAAAGGAGCCUAAACAAGUGACCAAAACUGAAAAAGAUAAAAAGAAUGUCUCUGUCUUAAGUAAAGAACAUAAAAAGGAAGUAAAAGAGAAAAAAGAAAAGCCAAAACCCAAAGCAAAAGCCCCUGCAAAAGUUGAAAGUAAACCAACAAGUGCUAAAACAGAGACUGAAAAAGCACCUGUUAAGGACAAUAAAUAUAGUCAUAUCACAAGUCGUCUAACCCAGGAUACAAGUGCUAGUCUAGCUCGUAAAACUGUGAAAAGAACUGAGCUACUUAAACAAACUGACUCCAAACUUCCGUCUCCCGAGAAGGGAGAUGUCACAAGGCGGAGUCAGUCUGCAACUCGACAGGCUAGGGUGCCACGGAAACCCAAGGAUGUGUCCACACCAGAUGUUAAGGAAUCAUCAAUUUCUCGUUCCAAGUCCACUCCUAGGCCUGGGGCUCAGAGGAAGCUUAGCCCUAGUCCAAUGAGAGGCCAAGCAACCACCACAAGGAAUGCCAGACCCACCAGACUUCUCCAGCCCAGAAAAGAUGCCCCAGCUGCUAAUGGUGUAACUUCACCGGCAAGUGGUACAGAUGAGGAAAAGGCAGGGAAAAGGACUCCAUCAGCCUCCUCCAAGAAGAAGUAUGGCAUAGACUCCAAGAAUAUGUCCUACAAACCUGGGGGUGGUCAAGUCAAGAUUUUCGACCAGAAGGUACAAGUCAAGGCCUCGCCUAAGGUCAAUGCUGGUGCCAAAACUCCACCUGGAUCAAGUACUUCACCUAGAAAAGAAUCUCCACGACCUAAACCUACCACUCCUAAAGGACCAGCCCCUAACGUGAAGAAUGUCACAUCAAAGAUUGGUUCUCUUAAGAAUGCCAAUUAUACUCCAGGAGGAGGGCAGGUAAAGAUUGCCAGUAAAAAGAAAGAUUAUUCCACUGUGACAAGUAAAGUAGGGUCCACAGCAAAUAUGGACCACAAGCCAGGUGGAGGGGAGAAAAAGACUGGUGGUAAAAAGAUAUUAUCGCAGAAAUUGGAUUGGAAGACGAAUUCCAAAAUAGGCUCCUUGGAUAAUGCCAAGCACUCGCCAGGCGGCGGUAAUGUUAAAAUUAAAGAUGAGAAAGUUGAAUGGAAAACUACCUCAAAAAUUGGAUCCCUUGACAAUGCUAGUCAUAUUCCAGGGGGCGGUAAUGUGAAAAUUGAGAGUCACAAAGUUGAAAUCAAGGCCCACUCCAAGGUUGGUUCUACUGAUUACAUGUCCCAUAAACCUGGGGGAGGCCAGAAAAAGAUUGAGACACAAAAAUUAGACUUUAAAGAAAAAGCUAAACCUAAAGUGGAAUCCAAGACGAACCACAAGCCAGGAGGUGGUGACAAAAAGAUAGAAACACAAAAAUUAAACUUCAAGGAAGGCGCCAAGUCUCUGACGGAUUCAGGGACCGCAACUCCAAAAGUCCGCACAGAAAGCGCGAACUCACAAGAUAGCGCCAACUAAUCACCCCCUUCAUUUUCAUCAACUCAAUUUCUUUUUCGAUGUCAAGGUGGCUCAGACUUCAUAAUUGGAUGUGUCCUGAUAGAGAUGUUCUACUGGAAUAGACAGAAAAUCGGGAUUUUUAACAAUUCAUGUUCUUUCUGACGAUGUGGGCAAGCUUAUGGUAAUUCUAUUGUGAUGCUUCAAGUUUAGCUGUAUAUAGAGAACAAAGGGACAUAAUCCACCUUGAUUUUUUUUAACUGUUAAUCAGUACAUUUCGAACAAAGUACAAUCACAUAUACUUAAAUUGAUUAUAGAACGUAUACUUUUUGAGGAAUUUUCAAUUCAGUCAUUUGCAUACUUUAAGAUAUUAUUGCACAAAAUAGUAGUGAAUACUGAAUAGGUUGUAAUUUAUUAAAUGCUUUUUCUUGUACUUUAGGAAGAAUUCAUAGAUAUUAUUCAAAGAAAGGAAUUUGUAUUAUUUCAAAAAAAAAUUUAAUAAAUUUCAAUCACUCAUAAAAAAGAUGAACUCACAAUAUGAGAUUUUGUAGGUCAGAUACUUAUAAUUAUUUGUUAAUCACUUAAUUAUCAGUGUCUAGUCUUUGCUGUAUUUUUGAAUUGUGUUAAUUGUCAUUUCUUUGUAUAUUUUUCUCUGCACAAUGAAUAAUGAACCCACAACUAGAAAACAGGAUUUUUUCAUGCCAUGACAAAUGCUGUGUUUUUAAUUAUGUAUGUGGAGAAGGUCUUUCGUAUGUUGUUAAGUUUGUGUUUUUUUAUAUUUCAUUGUUCUAAGAGUUUUAUUUCAAAUUUUGGUUGUACAUUUCCAUUUUUUAAUUUUGAAAUAGAUUUACAUCUAUCUGUCAUUAACAGUUAAGGAAAUUAAGUCUUAGGUUGAAGCAGAUGAAGAUUAUGUAAGAUUUUCUGUUUGUUUUGUCCAAAGGAGAAUUUUUCUAAUACUUCCGUGAUUCUUCCAUGAUGCUUGUGUAAUAAAAUGCUCUAGUGGAAGCUUUUCAUCAGCACAGUUUAUUUUUCUCCUUGUGAAUUUACCUAGCACUUCUUUCAUAUACUCUACAAACUCUACAUCUACUUCCAACAAAAACAUUUCACAAAGGAAGGGAAAUAACUCUUGAACAGUGUGGUAGAUUGAACUUUCAAAAUUUUUUAUCAGUGCUUAAAUAAAAGUAUUUAGAAAUAAAUGAAAGAUGUUUUAAAUUUUGUCAAUGUAAUUUAUUUUAUUAUGAGGAGAAUACAUCUAGUUUAAAGCACUUCUAUUUAUUGCACGUAGCAUGUGUCCUCAAUUAUAAUAAAAAAUGUUUGAUUUUUCUAAAUAUAUUUACAUUUCCACUUUUUCAAUGAUAUAUUAAGAAUACAUUAAAGGCUGUCAUUGUGAAUUUAUAAUGCUGGUAUACCAAAGUUUAUGGUAUUAAAUUCAGUACAUUUACUGGAAGAAAUGUCACAUGCAGUUUUCUGUUUUUAGUAUAUUGCUCUAUAUUCUGAAGUAGGUAGAUUUUAGUUAUAAGCACUUGUAGUUGAUCUAUGUAACAUUGCUUAUAGAUAUGCAUUAAACUAUAAAAACAA